UGGCUCAGCGCUUUUGCGCGCUGCUGGCGAGGCAAGAGCAGCCCGACAAUCAUUCGCUCCUCUGCCGUCUCCUCGGCUGGAUGGUAGCGGGCUAAGGGCUUCGCAUCCUCCACUCGCCUCGCAGAGGGAGCGUCCUCGUUCGGAACCCCGACUCCUGCACGUCUCGCGCGCGCGCGCACGCACGCGCCUGCACGCACACACUGGGACCAUGGCCUCGGGAAAUUUCGCCGCUCUCUCCCUAACUUGGAUUUUCGCCGGAUUUCUUGGGAUUUGCACCGCCGUGGCUUCAAACGAAGUAAACAUCCUCGACUCGAAGACCGCGCAGGAGGAGCUUGGCUGGAUUGCCUCGCCGCCUGAAGGGUGGGAAGAAAUAAGCGGGUACGACGAGUUCUACACGCCCAUUCGGACGUACCAAGUCUGCCACGUGAUGAAGCCCAACCAGAACAACUGGCUGCGGACUAACUGGAUCACGCGCGGGGGCGCCCAGCGCGUCUUCCUCGAGCUCAAGUUCACGCUGCGCGACUGCAACAGCAUCCCGGGCAUCCCGGGCACGUGCAAGGAGACCUUCAACGUCUACUACCACGAGUCGGACAGCGAGCGCGUGUCCGGCAUCCACGAGAGCCAGUACGUGAAGGUGGACACCAUCGCGGCCGACGAGAGCUUCACCGAGAUCGACCUGGGCGGCCGCAUCAUGAAGCUGAACACGGAGGUGCGCGACGUGGGCCCCCUCGCCAAGAAGGGCUUCCACCUGGCCUUCCAGGACGUGGGUGCGUGCAUCGCGCUCGUCUCCGUGCGGGUCUACUACAAGCGCUGCCCACGCACCGUGCGCGGCCUGGCCGUCUUCCCCGACACGGUGACGGGCGCCGACUCGUCCUCGCUCAUCGAGGUGCGCGGCGCUUGCGUCGACAACUCGGCCGAGAAGGAGGCGCCGCGCAUGUUCUGCAGCGUCGACGGCGAGUGGCUCGUGCCCAUCGGGAGGUGCGUCUGCGGCCCCGGCUACGAGCAGGCGGAGGACGGGUGCCAAGCUUGCGAGCGGGGCUUCUACAAGGAGUUUGCCGGAGACAAUUCCUGCUCCAAGUGUCCUCCGCACAGCUCCGCCCGUGCCCGUGGAGCCGCGUCGUGCAGCUGCGAGGACGGAUACUUCCGGCCCAGAACCGACCCCCAGUCUGUGGCCUGCGCAAGUACGUUCACCCCGCACCUCCCAAUUAGCACAGCUUGGCCACGUGCGGCGCGCGGAAGAAGUUCAACGUGCGCGUACACGCAACGUGCCCGUACACAGCAUCUAAACCUGCAAGGUUCUACACUCACCCCGCGGGCGCUGCCCGGCGCCGGUCGGCAACACUUUGCCGACGAAGCGUUUUGUUGUUCGUUUGUUUGAGUGGACGGCGAGUAAAAGUUGCGGGCGGAAAUUGCCCAAGCGCGACGAUGACGGCGCAAAAUCGGCGAGUCUCGUUCAACGUGCGGUGGCGGGUUGAGAUGAUCGAGUUACGCUCCCGUGGCCUGUAGUGCACCGAGGGAGACGAAACAUCGUUAUUUGGUGAUGCAUUUAUAAUUUGCGUAUACGGUAUAUCAUGUCAUCUCGUAUCGCAACCCAGAAGGUAAUGUUAUUAUCGCUAGCAAAAAUCGCUUUAAAGGACAAAACGCGUUUUGAACAGCGUUACGAAAUCCACGCACGUAAAUUGUUUAACCGCCACUAAGACCGAACGUUUGCAUCCAGCGCUUAGCGGUUAGCACACCAAUGAUGUUGCAGCUUCGAUGUGGGAUUUGCUGGAUCAUGCAUUGAUUGUGGUCGUUGUGUGUAAAUAAGUGGAGGCCAUAGAGGCAGUAGAGCAAGUAGUUUGUUGGUCUCUCUGUAUCGAGGUUGAGUGUUCUCCCCCUUGCUUAAAUGGGAUUUUCUCCGAGAAAGUCUCGUGAACAAAAAAAAAAACGCAAGCCAUGAAUCAACGAGUUUGGUCAAAUUGUCCUAAAUCAGGACUCAACUGAAAUGCGUCCGGACAUUCACUGAUGUAUUUAUUUCUAGUGUUGAUGCAUUUUUAAUCCUUAGAGCUUCAAUGAACAUUCCAGAUGUGUAUCAUUGUGCUGACCUUAGUAGGUCCCUAUUGCAUGCCAAACACACGUAUUCAAGUUAUUGCCGAGCUAGAGUCUCGACACUCAGUGAGGUUUUCCCAGACAAAAUAAAGGAUGCGUUCGUGUUAUUCGUAUGCACUUUACAAAUGCAUGCUCUUAGACGGCUAUUAUGUAUUUAACAAACAAAAAAAACGGUAUUUUCAAGUCAUUUGCAAUUAGCAUGAGACACGCGAAGCAUCAGCUUUAGUAACGAAAAUCAAUUCUACGUCGAUGUGUUUAUGUUGCAGUCUUUUUUUUAAUGAAGCAAUGAAAACCCCGCAGCUGCCAUCGUUUAAAUGAACAGGAAUUUGGUGAGGCUGCGUUGAUAAGCGCUGAUCUGGUUUAGGAUGCCUAAUUUCACCACUAUUACCACGGGUAAGAGCACAUUUAACUUGUGGUGAUGACUUUCAAACAGAUGGAGCCCUGACAUCUCAUUAUUUCAAGCAGAAUUGUACUUGCGUGUGAAUUUGAACAGCAGCCAUUCAGAGCAAGUGUGGAUGCAUUCGGGGACAUGGGUAAACUUUUAAUGACUUGGCAGACAAUUACGGACUUUGAUUGCAAGGCUUAAUAUCACACCAUUUAAUUUCUUUACAUAUAAAUUCUUCCUAAGUACAACAUUAAGCUGGUCAAUCGUUAUGCAUUCGAGAUUGCAUUAAUGCCACACAUUUAACCCCAUUUCAUUUGAAUGCUACGUUAAUAAUAAUAAUAUAAUUAACACCCAGCAUGACUCGUAUGACUGGGCCUUGUAUGAGGCUUAAAAUAGCAUUCUAUAAUUCAAUUUAAAUUCGGGCAUAUUGCUUCCUGUGCCACAACACAUUUCACAUUUCUUCGAACAACGAUUUCAAAAUGUGUAUUGGAUAGGAUCCUGUGAUAUACCGGGCCCCACCAUUUUCACCACUGGUACAAGUGCUGAACAUUUUCCCACAACACAUUUGGACAUAGGCACUCGCUGAUCCGGCGAUUAAAACUGCCCGUGCACAUGCAAUUGGUCCUCAAUUACGAAUGUUGAACACACGGCUUUGGCUCUUCGUACCUAAGUAUUUCAUCUUAUUCGACUGCAGAAGCCAAGGAGGUUCACUUAGCUAAGUGUUGACCAGGCUAACGCUAAAAUUGUCUGCGCAUCCACCAAAAAUGCAUUUGUUUUAUACUCUUAAGUAACCUGAAGUGUACAUAUUGUUUCUUCGAAUGGGCUAAAUACACAUCUCUCUGGCACAAACGCAUUGCAAUCUGUAGAAAGUAUUACAUAAAGUACACGCGUGUUUGUUUAUAAUUAAAUAAUUGCUUCCCCAUCAGAGGGUUGUGUAUGAAGGGUGUACACGUGAAUGGCUGACCUGUGAGAAAAAUAAUAAUAUCCCAUUUGUGCUUGCCAACAUGAGCAUGUAAUUUGAACCACGCCGUAGAGACAGAUUCCGGUGAGUUGUGGGAGUGGGUGGAUGUGUCUCUGCUUUCAAUCUCCAAUGAAUAUUCGCCCUUGAUGACAUUCAACACGAGCUUGCACUUAGGAGGAUCGGCAAAUGGCGAAAGGUUUCGUGGUUCCCACAGAGGUGGAACUCUUAAAUGUGCAAGGCAAUGAAGUGCUUACCAUAAGGAGUUACGCAAGUACAUUUCUUGAUGUUCUGUGCAAUGUCUGAGUGUUUACCCUUUAGAAUGCAUGGAGCUUCCUCAUGCAUUCAGCUUUCCUGCCAUACACAAAAUACAAUGCAUUUAUACAGAUGUCAUCCAAUAUUCAACAACUCUAACAAGACAGAAGAUUGAGCGAGCUCAACAAAUGCAUGUGCUGAGAAAGAUAAAGAUCCCCCAUACAGCCUUAACAGACUGUUGGGGCAAGUGCUGUUAGCGAGUACAUAUGACGGCUGGAACGGCACACG
This is a messenger RNA of Petromyzon marinus (sea lamprey), 3974 nucleotides long. Lineage: Eukaryota; Metazoa; Chordata; Hyperoartia; Petromyzontiformes; Petromyzontidae. The record is from RefSeq and is a predicted model, not a curated record.